AUGUCUGACAAGGAAGAAAUGGCUACAGAUGGGAAUCUGAAUGUUACACUGACACUGAGGCUGCUAAUGCAUGGAAAGGAAGUUGGCAGCAUAAUUGGAAAGAAAGGAGAAACAGUAAAGAAAAUGAGGGAGGAGAGUGGUGCUCGUAUCAACAUAUCAGAGGGAUCAUCUCCUGAGAGAAUAGUUACCAUCACAGGACCCACUGAGGGCAUCUUCAGAGCUUUCUCCAUGAUUGCAGAGAAGUUUGAGGAGGAUAUUACGGCAGCAAUGACAAACAGCAACGUGACAAGCAAGCCACCUGUGACACUUCGCCUGGUUUUCCCAGGGAGCCAGUGUGGCUCACUGAUUGGCAAAGGUGGCUCAAAGAUCAAAGAGAUCAGAGAGACCACAGGCGCCCAGGUUCAGGUGGCAGGAGACAUGCUGCCGGACUCUACAGAGAGGGCUGUCACGAUCUCCGGCACUCCACAGGCCAUCACUCAGUGUGUAAGACACAUCUGCUCUGUCAUGCUGGAGUCUCCUCCAAAGGGAGCAACUAUUCCCUAUCGUCCCAAGGCCAUACCUGCAGGAGCCCAUGCAGUAUUAGCACAACAGCACUCUGCACAAGCCUUUGCAAUUCCAGGGCAGUAUGCUUUUGCGCAUCAAGAUUUGACCAAGCUUCACCAGUUGGCUAUGCAGCAUAUUCCCCUCCCUUCCCUUGGGCAGAGCAACCCUACCUUCCCUGGAUUGGAUGCAUCUGCCCCCACAAGUUCACAAGAGCUGGCAAUACCUAAUGAUUUUAUUGGCUGCAUAAUUGGAAGACAAGGCAGCAAGAUCAAUGAGAUUCGCCAGGUCUCUGGAGCUCACAUCAAAAUUGCCAGUGCUACUGAUGGCUCAGCUAUGCGCCAAGUCACGAUCACGGGCUCUCCGGCCAGCAUCAGCGUGGCCCAGUACCUCAUCAACGCCAGCUUAGAGAUGGCUAAAUACACCAUGCAGGCCGCUUCCUCUGUGAACCCAGUUGACCUCAACAUGAACUUCUCUCAGUCUGCUCCCAAUGCCUCCACUGCUGCUACCUCUAUGGCCGUCCUGGCGGCCACCACCCAAGCCCCCACCAUUAACGUCCACUCUCCCUCCACCUUACAAACCAUCCAAAACCCGCACUACGCCCUCCCCGUUUCCAGCCUGCUUGGCAUGAAAACUCUCCCUGUUCUGACUGUUCACCCAGCAGCCGCUUCCGGCCUAACACACGGUUUAUCCCCUUACACCGCAAAAAUACCGGCCCCCGGCAUCAAAAAAUCUGAGCGGCAGAAGUUUGCUCCCUAUUGAUGUCUGCUUUUUAAGUAUAGUCAGUGUGGCUGACUGGUAAGGCAUUAUUAAAUGAUGGCGAAGUAUUAAUAUUUGACAUUUAGGCCUAAAAAGAGCUUACGCCAGUGUGUGUAAGUUUUGCCGGUGUAGCACUUGUUUUCCAUAAAUCAGGAGACUAUUAGAGACAGACUUAAAGGACUGUAGUAUCAAAAUAUGUCCUUAAUUAAAACAGGCAGCAUGGAACAUAUUAACUCAGUAUUAUCUUACAGACUUGCAUAGCAAUUAAUGUUGGUAACUCAGGCUUGUAAAAGUAUCCAAGAAGACGGUAUUUUUUCAUUUCAUGUGGCAGAGCUUUAUAUGAACAUUUACUCCAGGAUACGUAUUUUCCAUGAUGCAAAUAUUGACUUAGUUUUCUAUCUGUGUAAGUAGUUUACAAUCACUUUUUUGUUAGAGAAUGCAAACUAGUGUCAUGAGACUUGGUGCUCUGUUGGCAGCAGGCUGUUAAAAUGUUUGUCUUAUACAAUAGAAGUAAGUGUGUUAGUUUUUUUUUUCUUAUUUCAAAAAGGAUUGCUCCACUCUUCUGUCAUGUUUCCUCCUUUCCUUCACUAGGCUCUCAUCAGUGCUAACAGGCUUGGGUGUUCUGUAGUAGCAUUGCACUGUUGCAGCUCUGAUGGGAUUAUCCUAAAGCCACAUUGGAUUCUAGCGGAUUUCACUCUACACAGUAAUCCUGUAGAGCGGGACUGGUCUAACUAACUCAUUUAUUGUUCCUGUGCGCUAACUUGUUUCUUGUUUAUUUCCCCCCAAACCCAUAAGAGUGGAAAUGCUUCAACUUUUCAGCGUCUGAAAUGGACGCAGAGCAAUUAUUGUAAUAAAUGUUUUAUUCAUUUGUUCCUGGUGUGGG
This is a messenger RNA of Scomber japonicus (chub mackerel), 2182 nucleotides long. RefSeq lists its product as uncharacterized. Gene Ontology annotation, biological process: negative regulation of mRNA splicing, via spliceosome. Gene Ontology annotation, molecular function: mRNA binding. The transcript has 12 exons. NCBI's taxonomy places the organism in Eukaryota, Metazoa, Chordata, Actinopteri, Scombriformes, Scombridae. The record is from RefSeq and is a predicted model, not a curated record. The coding region runs from base 1 to 1302 and encodes 433 amino acids. Gene Ontology annotation, cellular component: cytoplasm; nucleus.